AAGAAAGAUUAACUUUGUGUAAUAAUUUACAUGCGCAAAAUGUUUAUUAAUCUAAAAUAAAUAAAUUAUUUAUACAGUGUUUUAGUGUUUGAUAAUAUGGCAAAAGAAUUGAAUGAAAUUGUUUUGAGUUACUACGAUUGCUUACUGAGGACUAGUGAUGUUGCAUUACUUCAAGGAUCACAUUGGUUGAAUGAUGUUAUAAUAGGAUUCUACUUUGAAUAUUUAGAUAAUACAUUUAAUAAAAUUGAAAAGAAAGAAUUAUAUUUUAUAAGUCCGGAAUUAACACAAUUAUUAAAAAUGACAGAUCCAUCUCAAUAUAAUGUAUUUUUGGAUCCUUUGAAUAUAUCAGAAUGUAAAUAUAUAUUUUUUCCUUUGAACAAUUGUGAUAGGAAAGAUGCGGCUGGGGGAUCACAUUGGAGUUUAUUAGUAUUUUGUAAGCAAGAUAAGACAUGUUACCAUUUUGAUUCAUCAAGAGGUUAUAAUAGUAGUAUUGCUUCAAAGUUUGCAAAGAAUGUAAUGAGUUGUUUACUUGAUAAAGAUGAAUCUAACAAGAAAUUUGUUGAUAUGGAUAGUCCGCAACAAGAUAAUGGUUACGAUUGUGGCGUUUAUGUUUUAUGUUUAGCAGAUGUAAUUGCAAGGAAUGUUUUGGAAACUGGUAAUAUAAUUGAAUGUGAUUAUAAUUACGCUAAAAAAUUAGUACAAACAAAACGUACAGUAUUAUUAAAUUUAAUAAAUGAUCUUAAACGCAAAUCAAACAUUGAUAAAUAAUAUGUAUAAUGUAUACA
Apis mellifera (honey bee) is the source of this 785-nucleotide messenger RNA. Its product is annotated as sentrin-specific protease 8. NCBI's taxonomy places the organism in Eukaryota, Metazoa, Arthropoda, Insecta, Hymenoptera, Apidae. The transcript has 2 exons. Gene Ontology annotation, biological process: proteolysis. The record is from RefSeq and is a predicted model, not a curated record. Gene Ontology annotation, molecular function: deNEDDylase activity; cysteine-type peptidase activity. The coding region runs from base 97 to 768 and encodes 223 amino acids.